Molecule: messenger RNA, 3817 nt
Organism: Dermochelys coriacea (leatherback sea turtle)
Lineage: Eukaryota; Metazoa; Chordata; Testudines; Dermochelyidae
Gene: CRTAP
Product: cartilage associated protein
Exons: 6
Coding region: 1445-2119 (224 amino acids)
Biological process (GO): collagen fibril organization; peptidyl-proline hydroxylation to 3-hydroxy-L-proline
Cellular component (GO): endoplasmic reticulum
Molecular function (GO): protein binding; collagen binding
Source: RefSeq, a predicted model, not a curated record
UUUUGUAGUGAUAAUCAAGGUGGGCCAUUUCCAGAUAAAUAUCUCUAAUGUGGUUCAAAGGGACAAUGUCAGUUUGAAAUCUGGUCAGUUAAAGAAAUGACCAGGUAGUGUAUUGACCUAUCAGUCUACCACCCAAGUGUUGUGGGUUUAUAAGAGCAUUUUCCUAGGUGUUUUUUGUUUUGUUUUUUAAUAUUUUUCUGUCCCCUGUUGCUGUGUGAAUUAUUACACAAACAGCAGAGGAAGCUGGCAAACUGAGCCCAAUUCAGCAGCCAUUUAUGCACAAAAGUGGUUCAGGAUUGGGCCCUAUGCAAAGGAAACUGUUAAUGGUGUGCAUUGACCGUUAUAUGAAUUGGAAGAAAACUUUUUUUUUUAAAUUGCCGGUCUCUUUGAUUUAUAAUAAUCAUAGCUGCUACUUGUAACAAUAGGUAGUAAACAUUAAGACAGAAUGAACAGUUCAGAACUGUGUUGGUAGCAGUAAAACUCAUCAGAAUCAUGUCACUUUUACUCUGCUGAUGCUUGGCAAUGCUUUUGAGUAGCAGAGCAGACCCACUGGAGCUGUGGCCUCUCUAAUUGCCCUCCUUUCCAUCCAUUAUCUUUUGUUCUCUGCAUAGUGGGUGUCUGAUUAAAUUCUUCAUGUUCCACAAUGUAGCACCUUACUGCAGUUUAUUUAGAUUGUGAGCUCCUUAGCUCACAGACAGUGGGGUUUUUUUCUGGGUUUUGUACAGUAGAUUGUAGAGCAGAUUAUCAGUGGUUAAGAAAUAAAAAGUAAGACACCAGAGCAAAUGUAAUACUUGAAUUACAAAAUAGCAUCCAGAAAUCUAAUGAUCUGGAGUACGUGGCUUUUAGGCAGUCAAACAGUGGAGUGAUUUAUUGUAAUUGAGCAAUAUGGCAUGUCCUAGUGCCUUGCCACACUUAGGGUGUGAAUUCAUGGCAAAUACACAUUUUUUUCGUCCAGUUCAUGUCAGGAAUCAGUCACUUUUUUUUUUUUAAAUAGUGUAACUCUACAUCACAUAGUUUUGUUGAAAAAGAACUUUGGGUACAAUUUCUCUUCAGACCCGCAAAGAAAAUGUUUAAUGUGUGUGCUAUUCUGCUUCAGAGUUGAAGUUGGUUCUCUUUAUUUAAAUAAAUACAUCUUUUCGUUGGGUGUUUACCACUAAAUCUACCCUCUGGCUCUCGUAGCCGGUCAGUUAUAUGAACUUGCUGAUUCUGGAGUUGUAUUGCUUUGCAUGCAGAGUGAAAAGUCCCCAGGGGUCAUUCAUCAAUUCUGCAAAGUGGAAAUAAAUAUGUGUACAAUGAGAUGGAAGGAAAGUUUGCUGGCAAAAAUCAAAUAACUUAAAAAAGCAGCUUUUCCAUUAAGUGUGUUCUUCUCCCUGUGUAGGCUAAUAACUUUCCAAAAGCCAUUGCAGCAGCUCAUACAUUUCUGCUGAAGCACCCCAAUGACGAGAUGAUGCAGAGGAAUAUGGCUUAUUACAAGAGCAUGCCUGAUGCCGAGGAGCAUAUUAAAGACUUGGAGACAAAGCCAUAUGAGACUCUCUUUGUCAGGGCUGUGAGGGCAUACAAUGGGGACAACUGGAGGACUUCCAUCUCUGAUAUGGAGCUGGCACUUCCUGAUUUCUUCAAAGCCUAUGAAGACUGCCUUGCAGCCUGUGAAGGCUCCCGGGAGAUCAAAGAUUUUAAAGACUUUUAUAUUUCAAUAGCAGAUCACUACACUGAAGUCCUUGAAUGCAAAAUGCAGUGUGAAAGUAACCUGACGCCAGUCAUAGGAGGCUUUGUUGUGGAGAAGUUUGUGGCAACCAUGUAUCAUUACUUACAGUUUGCCUAUUAUAAAUUGAAUGACAUGAAGAAUGCAGCCCCUUGUGUUGCAAGCUACAUGCUCUUCGACCAGAAAGAUGAAGUGAUGAAACAGAACAUGGUCUAUUAUCAAUACCAUAAAGACAAAUGGGGACUCACAGAGGAAGAUUUCCAGCCUAGACCAGAAGCAGUUCGAUAUUAUAACAUAACCACACUUCAGACAGAAAUGUAUGAAUUUGCAAAGCAGCAUAUAAUGGAUGAUGAUGAGGGUGAAGUUGUGGAAUUCCUUGAUGAACUACUUGAAGUGGAUGAAAACAGUGAAUCCUGAUGAACAAAAUCAAGGCAUAGUUUUUAAAAAAUAAAGACCCACUGUUGUGCCUUCGUAUCAUCAUUUGUAGCUCAGGUUAGAGAUACCUUGAAUCUGUAUCUUUAACCUCAGUAAAAUGUCAUGAGUCUUUCCUGUGAGAUCACUGCUACGCUGCACUGAUCUUUUCAUGAGUGUGGUUUUUCAUUGUAUGCUCUCAAAGUUGAGCCAUAUGUGAUAUAAUCUUGUGUUUGAUUUCUUUAAAAUGGUACUUUUAAAAAAGAAAGCUAUUCAAAUGCUCUCACCUGUCACUGAGCCUCCUUCAGUCGGCUCAGCUAAACUGUAAUAGGUUGGCUAAAUUCUGAAGAGGUUUUGCCAGAGUAUGGACCAAGCAAUUGAAUAGGGCAUACCAACUCUCCAGAUUUUCUGAGGUAUGUAAUGGUAUUUUGUAUGUGGCUUUCCCCAUGAUGAGUAACAAACUUACACGAAAUUUCAGUGCAUCAGAAGAUGCUAAUGCAUCAAACAGACUGCUCCAUAAUUUAGAUUGUAAACUUUUUGGGCAAAGACUCUCCUUUUGUUCUGUUUGUACAAUCCCUAGUAGAGUGGGGUCUUGGUCCAUACUUAGCAUUCCCAGGCAUUAUGGUAAUAAUAAAAAAUAACUGAAAUGUGCUUUGUUUAACUGACUUAGCUAAUUAGACAGACAAGGUGGGUGAGGUAGUAUUUUUUUUAUUUUAAUAAAAUAUAUUACCUCACCCACCUUGUCUGUAAUAUCCUGGGACUGACUGGGCUACAACUACACUGUCUUAAUUAAUGGCCUUUUAAAAACUGCUCUGAGAAGUUCCUUCUGUCAGUAGUUUUGAUCUGUCUUGAAAAUUGCACUAGGUUCGAUGGUAUGAAGCAGGAGAUCAGUCAGAAUUAAUGCAAUAAGUAGUUAAAUUUCUCUUUCUCAAUUUUUGCUCCUUUAGGGCCCAAUCUUGCAUACCUCUGCUCUCACAAGUAGUCCUUGUCCAUGUGAGUAGUUUCACUGAAUUAAAAUGGUUCUUCUUGUGUGAGUAAGAGCUAAUCAGGUUAAAAAAAAUAUGGUUUUUGUAUUCUCUCAUCUAGAUAAGGGUUUUCAGGCUCUUUAGUUUGAUGGGCAAUCUGCAUAUUUUCAUACUCAAAAGGAAGUAGAGAUAAAGGUAUCUGUUUGAAGAACCAUUUAUCUUAAUAAAGAGCAAACUUGAGAUGUAAUCAUAAUCUCUGUACCCAUUGCUGAUGGUAAAUGGGAUGUGAUCAUGAAGAAUACAUCUAUACCAACUUUUGACCAUAGGUGGGAGGACUAUUUGGGAGAUUGAACUCCUAUCUUUUUCACUAGUGUAUUUUCCUUGUUUUGUAUAUGAUCCUACCCUAUAAAUAAAUUAUUUUUGAAGACCAUGAAAAAUAUUGUAUUUAAAGAUAAUAGGUGAAAUCCUGGCCCCAUUGAAGUCAAUGGCAAAAGUCCUAUUGACUUCAGUGAAACCAGGAUAUCAAGUCUUUCUUUAAGGGCUAGAACCUGCAGUGCUUGAGAUCUACUCACUUCAGUGGGAGGCAUGGGCAUUCAGCCCCUUUCAUGGCUGAUCCCUAACUCGGCUAUGGAGUUCCAGUAUGUUCAAGUAAAUUUGGAGAAGCAUGAACCCUGCUAUUUUGCUGAACAGUCAUCACUGCACAUUUACCAGCUAUACGCUAGCUCCAAGCUGUAUCAGG